CUGGACACUGUUGUGGCGACGUAACGGUGUCUUCGGGUGGAAGAUAGCUAUGUUAGCACUGAAAUAGUUAACGGUAGUUAGCAACAGUAGUCCUGACGAAUCGUUUGGGGAACAACAAUUAACUUGGUAUUUAACUAAUAUUAACUUUUAUAAUUACGAUAAUUUUUUGACAAGUUAGGCUCAACUUUUGAAAGAAGAUCAACAGCGUUAUCUUAAAAGAACAGUAUUUUUUUUUUUUGGGGGGUGAAAUUUUAACAUGUUCAAAAAAGCCUCCGAAGAUGUAUUUGGAUAGGGACGUCAUUUGAGAUGUGGUAAGACAAAAGACCCUCUACAAAAGACCAGGAUGACAGAACCAGCCAGUGACCAGAACCAUCACCUGAAAACUUCAGAUGCCCCAUCAGGUGGGAGUGGACCCUCUUCGGAGCAUCCGCCGACCAGUGACCAUGCAGUCCCAGAGUCGGGCGAUAGGGGGCGCCAGAGAGACCCGCAGCCCAAAGCGGAAAACGGCGCUGUGGAUAUCAACGCUGACAAGUUAUGGCAAAUGCGAGGCGGACAGAGGGAGGUGUGUCGAGCCCUAGCUGCCGGAAACUCUCUACCUAAAUGCCCCGUGGCGGUCCAACACUGUCAAGGACCGGCCGUGGACGCGUCAGGAGACGGGAAUUUUGCCGCACACGGCAACAGCGGAGACGGGCCGCUGGAGGAGACUUUGAGCCAAGUGCAGGGGGAGAGUGGCUCACACGUUGACACCGGCCCCGGAUCAGAUGCGCGCCUGGGCAAGAAGAAGCACCGACGCCGUCCGUCUAAGAAGAAGCGUCGCUGGAAGCCCUACUUCAAACUUUCAUGGGAGGAGAAAAAGGCCCUCGACGAGCGGGAGACCGCCCGGGCUUCCCGGGUGAGGGAGGAGAUGUUCGCCAAGGGGCUCCCCGUGGCCCCGUACAACACCACCCAGUUCCUGAUGGACGAGCACGACCGAGAGGAGCCCGACCUGAACACCGAGACAGGGCCGAGGCGGCUCUCCGGCCCCGGUGUCCGCCCGGAGGACACUGCCAGCGAGGAGGACUUCAUGGAGAACGAGGAGGAAGAGGAUGACGGCAGCUGCGGUGGCAGUGACGGCAUCGGGAGACCUGGAAACGCGGGAGGAGAAUUCCUCCAGAGAGACUUUUCCGAAACCUACGAAAGGUACCAUGUCGAGACUCUCCAGAAUAUGAGCAAGCAGGAGCUGGUCCAGGAGUACCUGGAGCUGGAGAAGUGCAUGUCCCGCCUGGAGGAGGAGAACAACCGGCUGCGACGCAGCAGCACCGAGCCGGGGGUCACCGCCGAGAGCCCGCUGUCCCCCGGGGACCCCGCGGCGACCCGGGUCCGGGAGCUGGAGGGGGAGCUGGAGAGACUGCGGGUGCAGAACGACGCGCUCCGUCUGCAGAGUCUGCCAAAUAACGAGCGAGGUCCUGUUGUGACUAACUGAGGGGGGCGGGGGUCAUGUGUUUUCCUUUAAUUGUUUUGUUAUCCAAUCGGUUCCGUGAUUGAAUUGCUUGUACACUUGUACAAUUCAUUUUCUAUUUGGACUUUGCGCCAUCGUAUUCAAACUUUUCAAGAGGUAAUGUAAAUAUUUACAAAAAAAUAAUAAUAUUCCUUUUAUGAAGCGAAUGUAUUCGAGACUACGAAACUUGUUUUUUUUCUCUCUUGUUAAUAUACAUUAAAAAAUACAGUCCCAUUUUGAAUCGAUGUUAAUGGUUGAUUUUCAAAAAAUGUAAUUGUUCAAGUGCAGCUUAUUGGACCGGCUUGCAAAGUGUUUUGUUAUUUUGCAGGAAAAAUUAAUAAAUCAAACCUUGGAAGAACAUUUGUGUUUUAUUGGGACGUUUCUGCAAAUAUAGGGUAAUGCGUUUUGAAAUGACCCAAAGAUGGGAUGCAGAAUAAACGAGGGGAUGGGAAGGCCUACUGUUCCCCAUGUGCGAAAGGAGGACUUCUGGGCCCAUCCUACCAAGUCUGAUCAAUGUUAUUGUCUUCAUGUAUAAAGCUAUACGCGCAAAUUAUAAUCGAGUAAUAUUUGUUCAUUUGGGCGUGUUGGCCGACCGAAUGCAUUUUCAACAGCAUUCAGUCUAGACCUUAAUAGCUAAUCAAUAUCCAAAACGGUAGGUCUAUAUUUGUAAGUUGUUUGUGAUGGGCGAAGCGUCGGAGAUUGAGUUCCUGUGCAGAGACAAUGUGCAGGAGAAACUGGGAGGCGCGUGGCCGCGUCGCCCCACUAGAGGGC
This is a messenger RNA of Gadus chalcogrammus (walleye pollock), 2248 nucleotides long. RefSeq names its product protein HEXIM1-like. Gene Ontology annotation, biological process: negative regulation of transcription by RNA polymerase II; negative regulation of cyclin-dependent protein serine/threonine kinase activity. Gene Ontology annotation, cellular component: nucleus; cytoplasm; nucleoplasm. NCBI's taxonomy places the organism in Eukaryota, Metazoa, Chordata, Actinopteri, Gadiformes, Gadidae. The record is from RefSeq and is a predicted model, not a curated record. The transcript has a single exon. Gene Ontology annotation, molecular function: cyclin-dependent protein serine/threonine kinase inhibitor activity; 7SK snRNA binding. The coding region runs from base 344 to 1462 and encodes 372 amino acids.